This is a messenger RNA of Aphis gossypii (cotton aphid), 597 nucleotides long. RefSeq lists its product as uncharacterized. Gene Ontology annotation, molecular function: protein dimerization activity. Bases 1 to 597 code for a protein of 198 amino acids. The record is from RefSeq and is a predicted model, not a curated record. The transcript is spliced from 3 exons. NCBI's taxonomy places the organism in Eukaryota, Metazoa, Arthropoda, Insecta, Hemiptera, Aphididae.
AUGCAAGGUGUUUUACAAAGUGUUGAUAUAAAUAUUCAAACUUCUUGUGGUCUUCUUGAGCAAGCAAUUGGAUCAUUAUCAGAAUUGCGACAGAAUUACAAUGACAUUGUUAAAAUUGCUAAUGAUUUAUGUUCUAAAUGGGGUAUUUCAUCUAAAUUUCCAUCACAACGUCAACAAUUUACCAAAUUACAUUUUGAUGAAAUCGAUGGUGACAGAAGGUUAAAAAUAACAAAAGAAAACUUUAGAAUUGAAAUAUUUUAUCCUGUUGUAGAUACUGCUUUAGCACAACUAAGAAAUAGAUUUAAAGGAUUAAAAGUAAUCGUAUCGACUUUUGAAUUUUUAAAUCCAACUCUUCUAAGAAGUACUGAAGAAAAUUAUUUAAUAAAAUGUUCUUUUGAUUUUAUUCAACAUUAUAAGUCAGAUGUGACUUCAGAUUUUACUCGACAGUUACUAACUUUUUGUGAUGUUCUAACAGCUUGUAUAAUUUUUUUGAUAAUUCCUGUUACUGUGGCUUCAGCAGAAAGAUCUUUUUCCAAACUUAAAUUGAUAAAAAAUUACUUGAGGAAUUCUACUUCUCAAGAAAGGUUAAGGAUAUGA